GGCCGGGCAGCAUGGGCGCGCCGCCGCGGGACCGCUGACCCCUGCCCGCCGGGACCAUGAAGGAGGUGGCGCACUGGUCCCCCAGGAAGGUGGCAGACUGGCUGCUGGAGCACGCCAUGCCCGAGUACUGUGAGCCCCUGGAACACUUCACGGGCCGGGACCUGAUCGGCCUGACCCGGGAGGACUUCACGCGGCCGCCCCUGUGCCGCGUGUCGGCCGACAGCGGGCAGCGGCUCCUGGACAUGAUCGAGACCCUGAAGGUGGAGCAGCACAUGGAGGCGCACAAGAACGGCCACGCCAACGGGCACCUGGGCGCAGGCGCGGCUGGCCCCGGCCUGCAGGCCACGCCCAACGGGGUGCCUAACGGCUACCGGAAGGAGAUGAUCAAGAUCCCCAUGCCCGAGCCCGAGCGCUCCCAGUACCCCGUGGAGUGGGGCAAGACCUGCCUGGCCUUCCUGUACGCGCUGUCCUGCUUCGUCCUCACCACGGUGAUGAUCUCGGUCGUCCACGAGCGAGUGCCUCCCAAGGAGGUGCAGCCCCCGCUACCGGACACGUUUUUUGACCAUUUUAACCGCGUGCAGUGGGCCUUUUCUAUCUGUGAGAUUAACGGCAUGAUCCUCGUAGGACUCUGGUUAAUUCAGUGGCUGCUCUUAAAAUACAAGUCUAUCAUUAGCAGAAGAUUUUUCUGCAUAGUCGGCACGCUGUACCUCUACCGCUGUAUCACAAUGUAUGUAACCACACUCCCGGUGCCCGGUAUGCAUUUCAACUGCUCUCCGAAGGCCCCGCCAGUGCGCCCCAGCUGGGAGCAUAUGUGGUCUGAUUCCCCUCGACGACUGUGGUGGUACCACUGGAUUUGCUGGCUCCUCAGCGUGGUUGGGAUCUUCUGUAUUCUCUUAGCGCAUGACCACUACACUGUGGACGUGGUGGUGGCGUAUUACAUCACCACAAGACUCUUCUGGUGGUACCACACUAUGGCCAAUCAGCAAGUGCUCAAAGAAGCUUCCCAGAUGAACCUCCUGGCUAGGGUGUGGUGGUAUAGGCCAUUUCAGUACUUUGAAAAGAAUGUCCAAGGAAUCGUACCUCGAUCUUACCACUGGCCCUUCCCCUGGCCGGUGGUCCACCUCGGGAGGCAGGUGAAAUACAGCCGCUUGGUGAACGACACAUAACGGCCGCACCAGGCGGGGGACAAGGACCCUUUCCAAGUGCUGAGAACUCCAUUGAGAGCAGACGCCAUAAACAGACUAUCCCGUUAUCUUUCAGCCGUUUCCUUGACUUAACCUAUUGAGUUACCUGGUCAGCACUGUGAUCUUUUUUUCUCUCCAAAGGACCUGCGUGGGACAACAAUAAAGAAAACGUAACCUAUCAUGCACUGCACACAUUUCCUGUUCGUGAGUCCGGGGUUCCGCAUAAGCUGCAUCACCACGUUCCUUUGUAUACGAUGCAACAGCAUAAAUGUAAGCUUUUCUAUCAUCCGUUCUGGUCUUUCCAGUCACAUCUGGAAAAUAAAGCGUAUUAUUUUCUUGGGAAAACAUACUUUUCAUAUCUCUUGCCCCAAAGAUUGGGCUGUAAGCCAUUUUCUAGCAAAUGUCUCUAUGAAGGUUUCUAAGUACCUGAAUGGGGUUCGAUUCUGAAAUCUUUCUACCUGUUGCACCGCUAUUCAAAUAAAAAAUGACAGACACAGAAAGGUGUGGUAACUUUGGGUUUUGUAAAAAGCAGAGAGAGUGUG
Puma concolor (puma) is the source of this 1726-nucleotide messenger RNA. The record is from RefSeq and is a predicted model, not a curated record. Lineage: Eukaryota; Metazoa; Chordata; Mammalia; Carnivora; Felidae.